GCUUUCUUGGCAUCUGUCAACGAAAGAGGUUAUUACAAGCAAAAAUUAUUUGCAGCGAAGACGUUUAAGGAGCAAAACGAAAAAACCUUAAUAAAAAUGCUAGGGACAUUUACUAAAGUGGCCACAGCCUGCGCGCGGAUCGGCCUGAAGAUUGGCCAGGCUAAGGGUGCUCCUGGGGGAACCCAGAUGGGUAAUUUUGCCCACCUUCCAAAGCAUGCCCGUUUCUUACACGCAUCCUCAUCGCUUUGGGAUGACAAGGAUAAAGACAAAGCCAGCGAUGAGUGCGAGCCUGAGCCGAAGGACGUCUGCAAGACGGACGCCGAGCUGGUCAAGAACAAGGAUGAAUGUGAGGUUAAGGAGAAGGAUGAGUGUGAGGUUAAGCCGAAGGACGAGUGUGAGGAUGAGAAGUCGGGCAGCGGAGGCAAGGUUCUGGAGAGCAAGGGUCGCAAGGGAGUGAUCCAUGCUGUCAUCGGUCCCGUCAUCGAUGUGUACUUUGAGGAGGAAGUUCCCGAGGUGCUCAAUGCCCUCAAGGUGCAGGAUGCUCCUAUUGAAAACUUGGUGCUGGAGGUAUUCCACCACCUUGGCAACAACAUCGUGCGCUGCGUGGCCAUGGACUCCACCGAGGGACUCCGGCGUGGUCAGCCGGUCAUCGACACCGGCUAUCCCAUCCGUGUGGCGGUGGGCAAGGCCGUCCUGGGCCGUAUCCUCAACGUCGUGGGCGAUCCCAUCGAUGAUCGCGGCGAGAUCAAGUCGGAUUACUACUCCUUCAUCCACAACGAAGCCCCGGAGCUGACCGAUCUGAGCGUAAAGCCUGAGAUCCUGGUCACUGGCAUCAAGGUGAUCGAUCUGCUGGCUCCCUACGUGAAGGGCGGCAAGAUCGGUCUGUUUGGAGGAGCCGGCGUGGGCAAGACGGUGCUCAUCAUGGAGCUGAUCAACAACAUAGCCAAAUCCCAUGGCGGUUACUCCGUGUUUGUGGGCGCUGGAGAGCGGACACGUGAGGGUAAUGACUUGUACCACGAGAUGAUAGAGUCCAAGGUUAUUUCCACGGAGGAUGAUUCCUCGAAGGUGGUGCUGGUCUUUGGCCAGAUGAACGAGCCCCCAGGUGCUCGUUCCCGCGUGGUCCUCACCGGCUUGACCAUCGCCGAGUAUUUCCGCGAUGUUGACGGCCAGGAUGUGCUGCUCUUUAUUGAUAACAUUUUCCGAUUCACCCAGGCGGGAUCGGAGGUGUCGGCCCUGCUCGGACGCAUUCCCUCGGCUGUGGGCUAUCAGCCGACACUGGGAACCGACAUGGGCACCAUGCAGGAGCGGAUCACCAGCACCCGCAACGGUUCCAUCACAUCCGUCCAGGCUGUCUACGUGCCCGCCGAUGAUCUCAGUGAUCCCGCUCCGGCGGCUACCUUUUCGCAUUUGGAUGCCACCACCGUCCUUUCUCGCCCCAUUGCCGAGUUGGGCAUUUAUCCGGCUGUGGAUCCCUUGGACUCGUCGUCCCGCAUCCUCGAUCCGGACGUUGUGGGCGAAGAGCACUACAAUGUGGCCCGUGCGGUUCAGAAGACUCUUCAGGCCUACAAGUCGCUGCAGGACAUCAUCGCCAUCCUGGGCAUGGACGAGUUGUCAGAGGACGAUAAGUUAACGGUGGCCAGGGCCCGCAAGAUGCAGCGCUUCCUCUCGCAGCCUUUCCAAGUGGCUGAGAUCUUCACCGGACACCCGGGCAAGUUGGUGCCCGUGGAGAAGUGUGUGGAGGGCUUCAAGAGGCUGUUGAAUGGGGACUACGACGACAUACCGGAGAUAGCCUUCUACAUGGUCGGGGAUGCGGAGGAGGUACUGGCCAAGGCCACCCAACUGGCCGCCAGUAUGUCUGGGGAUGCUCCUCCACCGCCGAAGGCUGAGGACGGCAAGGAGAAGGAGGGUGAGGCUAAGAAGGAGGGUGAUGCUAAGAAGGAUGAUGAGGACAAAAAGGAGGCCAAGCCGGAAGAAGCCAAGAAGGAAGAGUCCAAGGAUGACAAGUCGAAGGAUCCGGAAAAGAAGGACAAGUAAUUUCGCCAUGGGAAACAUUAGUAAACGCCUAAUUAUAGAUUUGUUUUACUAAGUACAUACAAAAAUAUUACGUUUGUAAUUUUAUAAUCGGAAAAGGAACAUAUUCCCAAUAAACCCUAUUUAAACUAAAAA
This is a messenger RNA of Drosophila subpulchrella, 2166 nucleotides long. RefSeq names its product ATP synthase subunit beta, mitochondrial (gene ATPsynbetaL). The coding region runs from base 97 to 2034 and encodes 645 amino acids. The transcript has 3 exons. NCBI's taxonomy places the organism in Eukaryota, Metazoa, Arthropoda, Insecta, Diptera, Drosophilidae. The record is from RefSeq and is a predicted model, not a curated record. Gene Ontology annotation, biological process: proton transmembrane transport; proton motive force-driven mitochondrial ATP synthesis. Gene Ontology annotation, molecular function: ATP hydrolysis activity; proton-transporting ATP synthase activity, rotational mechanism; ATP binding.